Molecule: messenger RNA, 1895 nt
Organism: Ailuropoda melanoleuca (giant panda)
Lineage: Eukaryota; Metazoa; Chordata; Mammalia; Carnivora; Ursidae
Gene: EVI2B
Product: ecotropic viral integration site 2B
Exons: 2
Coding region: 149-1495 (448 amino acids)
Biological process (GO): positive regulation of neutrophil differentiation; regulation of stem cell division
Source: RefSeq, a predicted model, not a curated record
AAAGCCUUUCAGUUCGCUACAGGACCAUUUUUAAUCUGAACCGAACCACCCCUUUUGCUUUCUUAGCCAAAUCACCAAAAUGUCCAGAUAGAACAAGAACUCAGCAUUCUGCAAAAACAAGUUAACAGCUGAGAAGAAACAUUCUGAAAUGGAUCCCAAAUAUUUCAUCUUAAUUUUGUUUUGUGGACACAUCAGUGAGACAUUUUCCUCAGUGACAGAAGCAAUUUCAACAGAGAAGCAACCACAGUCUACUUUAUUUAGAUCAUCAAGGCCACAUAAUUCAGCUAAUUCUCAAAACACAACAGGGAAUCCUCUAAGUCAACCAACACAACUCAACCAUGUUUCUCCUGCACAACCAAUACCAACUGCCAAUGUUGCUGCUGGGCAAACACCACCAGUUGCCUAUGCUUCUGAAAAACCAGCAGCACACACUUCUGCUGGGCAACCACCUGCCUAUAAUGUCACCAGCCGACCAGUACCAAUGGACAGAACCUCCUCCCACCAAACAGCAGUACCCGUGUUUACUUCUGCUGGACAUCUACCACCAACUGCCCAUACUUCUACCAAACAACUGCCACCAUUUGUCUAUGCUUCCACUCAACAACCAUCAUCAUCAUCCUCUUCUAGAAAACCAAUACCACCUGUUCAUAAUCCAUCUAUACAACCAACACCAAGUGUCAAAAGCUCGCCUAGAAUGACUCCAGGAUUCAUCCUAGAAACUACCAGUAGCAAAAAUAUCUCACACACAACCAAUUCUAAUUCAAUAGCGGCCAUAUUAAUUGGCAUAAUUCUGACUUCUAUGUUGGUAUCUAUAAUCAUAAUUGUACUAUGGAAAUGCUUGAGAAAACCAGUUUUAAAUGAUCAGAAUUGGGCAGGCAGGUCUCCCUUUGCUGAUGGCGAAACCCCUGACAUAUAUAUGGAUAACAUUAGAGAAAAUGAAGUACCCACAAAACGUACAUCAAUUGUUUCACUUAUGCCUUGGAAACCAAGCAGAAGCACACUCUUAGCAGAUGACUUGGAAAUUAAGUUGUUUGACUCAAACGAACACAUUGAAGAUUCCAACAACCCCAAAACAGAGAAAAUAAAAGAUCAAGUAAAUGGUACAUCAGAGGAGAGUCCUGGUGGAUCAACGGUUGGCACUGCUGUUUCUUCUUCAGAUGAUGCAGACCUGCUUCCACCACCUCCCCCACUUCUCGAUUUGGAAGUACAGGAGAGUAACCAAUGUGACGAACCCACAACGACAAUUCUAUCUCCUCUUCCAAACGAUUCCACCAAUCUCCCCCCGCCUCUGGAUUGUCUCAAUCAAGUCUUUGAAGAUCGUAAUUCUGAGUUACAACAAACAUUUCCACCUCCACCUGACUCACUUAACUUGCCCCCGGCACCAGGAGAUUUCACGAAAAGCCAGGAAGAUUCCAACAAUGAGAUCUCUAUUCCUCCUGAUUCUGAUCAAGAUCACAGUGAAUACUUGCCACCCCCACCCGAGGAACUGUUAUAAAUAUUCUAACUUGCUUUUUAGCUGACUUUCCAUCUUUCUUAUGGAACUCCAUCUUUUGUUUUUCUUUAUGUGAUGAUGGCAACUCAUAGCCAAUUUUGAUUUUUAUUCAGGAACUACCUGAAAUCUGCUCAAAGCCCAUAUGCAUAAGGGGAACUUAUUUUUAAAAAAUGAUACAACAGUGAUCUAUUCACUGGCUAUUGUACCUAACUUUAAUGUAUAGGACAUUUUACAUAUGUAUGUAAAUAACUUAACCAUUUUGGAAACAAGCAAUCUACAUACAUUUAAUACAACCUAAUAGAUAUUUUUCCCCUAAAAAGCUAUGUAUAAAGUUACCUUGAAUAAAUAACAUUUUGUUUCUUCCAUUCCAAAGUUGGAGGUGGGGGGGAGAAUGAGAAAUUAA